Messenger RNA from Linderina pennispora, 1328 nucleotides. RefSeq lists its product as uncharacterized. Lineage: Eukaryota; Fungi; Kickxellomycota; Kickxellomycetes; Kickxellales; Kickxellaceae. The record is from RefSeq and is a predicted model, not a curated record. Bases 182 to 1102 code for a protein of 306 amino acids. The transcript has a single exon.
AGUCCUGGGCCAGGGACUCCGCCGAUUUCUGCGACUCGGCCAGUGCCACCGCGUGCUGCACCACAGCAGCGGCCUGAAUGUCCCAUCGGUGCGGCCACCGGUUGCACAUGGAUCACAGCGGCCACGCCCAUCGCUGCCCACUAUUGCGCCGCGCUCUCAUACACCACAGAAGACGUCGCCCAUGCCACUAGCAAAGAAGACACCGUCGCUGAAUACGGUGGCUGCGGCGGCAGUCUCCCAGCAAUCGGCAAUGGAGAAAAUGUACCAGUCUGCAUACCUAAAGCUCUUGAACAACCCAGCCGUGGUCUUGAAGAAGCUCAGCCCACCAGUCGAUCUAGCUGCCAUCCUCAAGACCCGGGGAUCAGCACCAGAAGGGCUUGGGCGAUCAGAGAUGCUGCUGACGGUGCUUAAGGCUCUGACCAAGUCGCAGGCAUCCCAGCUAGCCAGUAUGUACGACCAAGAAGUGAAGGCCCGAUCAGGCGGGCUACCAGCGAUCAACACCAGCGGGCUACGAACGCCGACCGGUGCACGGUCUGGAGAAGUAUCGCCGUCAGUUGCGAGCAUGUCUGGCGGUGAGAGCGACACCCACUAUCGCAAUGCGUCAGGCACGGGAAUGGAGACACCAAAGAAACGCAAGUACAACAAGACUGGCAAGUAUUCAGUGAAGAAGCGUAUGGCCAAUGCCGAGCAGCAGGCCAUGGUUUCGGCACCGUCGACACCGACUGGUGGCCGUGAGCGAUUGUCGCUACAGCAGUCACAGCCAAUUCGAGCUGAUCACCCAGAUCUGCGGCGAUUCGCGUCCCUAUCGAUCGAGCAGCGGCAACAGCAACCUGAAGAGAUUGCGCAUCGAAAGGAGGUGGGACGGCGGUUCCGCGAAGCCCUGGCAAUGGACCACCAGAUGGUGCAGAACCCCGACUGGCACACACCAUUUCGCAACACAAAAGAUGCGAUCGAGCGACUCUUGCCGUUCCAUAUCUACCAGUACUCCGACAGGGCGCUGGAUGCCGGUAUCGAGGCUGCUGAGCGGUCAGUCGAGGUGUCGGCGGCCUCAACGGUGGACACGGCUAGAGAGGCUGAGCAACCAGUACAGCCGCAUCCUUGAGCGCGAGGGCGCCGAAUCUGCCUACGAUGUGGGCAGCAUGCAGCUCGAGAUGAGGCAGAUUGAUGCUGCGAAGGCUGAGCUGGACCGGCUGAAUGAGAUUACGCUGCAGCGCCAGCUCUCAAGCUUCAUGCCUGGCAGCGGCAUGGCCGAGAUGCAGCUGCCAAAGACACCCGCUGCAGCAGCACUUGCCGCUCACCGCUCACUACAGCCCAGGACCGCGCCCUAU